AUGGUGAACCUGCGGAUGACACGUGGAGAACAUCAACAUCUUGCCCGGCCUUCUGAAGUAGUCGUGGGAAACCAUCACCGCUUCUUUGGUCACGUUAUGAGGAGAUCGUCUGGUCGUUUUGUUCAAUUAGUCCUAAGGAUGCUUACAGAUGCUAAUUGGAAAGGGCCUCCAGGUCGUAAAAGAAAGUUCUGGACGGAGGUGGUGAAGGAAGAUCUGAGGACAUCCGGCGUUGACGGGCAGUUCAUUCGAGAUGUGAAGUUCCGCUGCUUGUGGAAUAGCGACGGACGGGUAGAUUCUAUGCGACCUCUAGUUGAAGAUCGAACAGGAUUAGUUCGGAUAUGUUCAAGGACGACACACCCCGGCGAUCGGAUAGCCGCAUUAAGCCGUUACACCCGCUCGCCAAUUAAGUCAAGGUAA
Molecule: messenger RNA, 417 nt
Organism: Necator americanus (New World hookworm)
Lineage: Eukaryota; Metazoa; Nematoda; Chromadorea; Rhabditida; Ancylostomatidae
Exons: 1
Coding region: 1-417 (138 amino acids)
Source: RefSeq, a predicted model, not a curated record